This is a messenger RNA of Rubroshorea leprosula, 543 nucleotides long. NCBI's taxonomy places the organism in Eukaryota, Viridiplantae, Streptophyta, Magnoliopsida, Malvales, Dipterocarpaceae. The record is from the annotation of a GenBank genome assembly.
AAUCGUUCAAACAAAACACCGCCGAUUUCCCUUUCCACUCUCUCCUCUCCACCUCGAUCGUCGGUUAAUUCGCAGAGAGAAUCCGAAGUCAUGUCGUCCAGAACUCUCGUUGGAGUUGUCGCCGUCUUUGUUCUGGUCUUCGCCAUUGCCUCACCGUAUGUUGCUGCUCAGAUUACUGCCCCUGCUCCUGCCCCUACUAGCGACGGAACAUCAAUUGACCAAGGCAUUGCCUAUGCGCUGAUGCUUGUGGCCUUGGCGCUUACUUACCUCAUCCACACCUUCAGCUUUUUUUAAAUUGUACUCUGAAAUUCCUAGAUCAGUGCUGCCGGCUGCACAUGGGGGAUAUUUUUCUGUGAAAUCUGAGGGUGCAUUUGUUUUAAGUGAUCGAAGAUAAUGGGCUUUGGUUAUCAUUCUUUUGUUUCUUUCUUCAAUUAAAUUCCUUUGCUUACUUAAAUCCUCUAUUUAUUCUCUUAAUCUUCUCUGUGUAAAUGGCAGUACAAUAUUAACAAGUGCAUGGGCUUAAGGGUGCAUUAACUGCAAAUU